UUGUUUAGCAACAAAAAAGUUGAUUUUGAAAUCUACUAUUUGUGAUGUAAUAACUAUUAACGCAAUCCGCGCUAACUAUUGCUGGGGUGCAUCAAGUCGCAAAGAUGACUUCGUUAGAUUUGACCCUGUCGGAAUUUUCCUCUUUCUCUUUUUGCGCUGCGGCGUUGGGUUUUUGUGCCAUAUUUCUUUACAUAACGAGGAAUAUGUUGUAUGUCGGAGAUCAGAGGACAGAGUGGGCUUUUCCGACUUCUGUUCAACGUGGGUCUCCUAAAGUCCCGCAGAUGAACAUGGUUCGAAUCGAGAUUCCAUUCACGUUUAAAUUACUGAGAGCACAGAGUGCUUCCUAUGAAGAAUUACAAUUUUCCUUAUUGAGUGAAGUGCAUUAUGAAGUGCACUGUUUCUGGGGUGUAAGCGUUAAACAGUUUCACUUGUUUUUGUGUCGACCCUGGUAUGACAUUAGAGACGCAUUUGCUAGGGGUGACUUUUUGAAUGGAUAUUACGAACAAUCGGGCCUGCAAGCAGUGAAUGACGCGAACACGGAGGAAACAUACACCGUUAGCUUGAACAAAACAAGUUCUGACUUUUUAAAAUCAGGAACACUGCCUAGGAAUUACUAUCCUUUAGUUGUUAUUGUGAUUAGGAAUGUAAGGGAUCAAAAUGUUCUUUCAAAUGAAACGGUUGCACUAAUCAACAUAAUUCACAUAAAAGAUUCAAUAUGCACUUUACCUACCUGUAUUUUGGCCCAGUACCUAAAGCAGGCAAAUGGGCAAUUGUCUUCAUUAAAGCAACUUUAUUUGUCCACUGAGAGUUUAAACUAUGAAACGGCAAACCAGAAGGACAGAGAAGCAGAGCAGCAGUACUGUAUAGUGUGCCAGUAUUUUCCAUUAUCGAGGGCCAUUUUGCCAUGCAGGCAAACAUGUGUCUGUGCCAACUGUUUUUCCAGAUUAGAUCGGUGUCCAAUCUGUCGAGGCUCCAUAAAAAGCUACUUCUGCAUUAGAGAUGAGCAUUAUAUAACAGAUUGCUCAAGCUCGAAGCAGAUUCAAAGCCGUUGGUCACUUCUUGACUGGCUCCACACCUGGGAUGACCGCCUGACUGAUUUUCUUGGCUUUCAAAGAUAGAACUUGAAAUAGACCUUGUAUAAGAAAAUUUCUGUGAUGUGAAUGAUAGUAUUUGUUUUUUUUUUUUAAUAUAGUUUUCGAACAAAAACACUCCUUUACUUGUUCUAAAAGUGUACUACUGGAGUCAAUUUAUGGUAUUUUCAGGCAUUACUAAACAAUAUUCUGCUAAUUUUUUAAAAAUGUAUAAUAAAUCUUAUUAGACAAAGGCAAGUAUGUGGUAAUGAAGCAUUUAUACUCUAUAUUAACAAUAACUAUUAAGCAGCCAAAUAUAAUAUACAAAAGCAAGGCUUAUACAGCUGCAAAAAUCAAUAAACAAACAGUGGCAAUCUUAAACAUUGUGUUAACUUCAACAAUGCUUUUUCUGAUCCAAAGAACUGCAAGCUGUU
This is a messenger RNA of Cylas formicarius (sweet potato weevil), 1504 nucleotides long. Its product is annotated as cell growth regulator with RING finger domain protein 1-like. The transcript has 7 exons. The coding region runs from base 105 to 1118 and encodes 337 amino acids. The record is from RefSeq and is a predicted model, not a curated record. Gene Ontology annotation, biological process: negative regulation of cell growth. NCBI's taxonomy places the organism in Eukaryota, Metazoa, Arthropoda, Insecta, Coleoptera, Brentidae.